Cladophialophora yegresii CBS 114405 is the source of this 600-nucleotide messenger RNA. RefSeq lists its product as uncharacterized. The transcript has a single exon. Bases 1 to 600 code for a protein of 199 amino acids. NCBI's taxonomy places the organism in Eukaryota, Fungi, Ascomycota, Eurotiomycetes, Chaetothyriales, Herpotrichiellaceae. The record is from RefSeq and is a predicted model, not a curated record.
AUGGCUCCUGAUGUUACUAGAGCUUUGGAAUUAAUAGACGCAGCUCACAAAGAAGACCCCAACGUUGUCAACAUCAAUGGCGAGAGGAUACCCUACGAGCUCCAUUACGCCCAGAAGAUGACCAACUUCCUCGACCUUCAUACUCCUGGCGCCGAUCCUCUUGUCGCGACGGCUGCUCGAGCCCAGCACUUCCGCCGCUGGGAAAUACCGCGAGACACUUACCCACGUACGAAGGCCGGUUACUUCGCCUGGCGCACGUUCUUGAAGAAGCGCCAGGCUGAACAGGUCAAGGAGAUAUGUUUGGACUGCUCGUACAGUGAGGAAGAGGCCAGCAAGGUGGCAGCUCUGAUAGCCAAGGAGGACCUCAAGAAGGGAGAAGGUAAGGGCGACGCCGACGCACAGGUCAUCGAGGAUGUCGCAUGUCUGGUGUUCCUAGACGAUCAGUUCGACGAGUUUGAGAAGGGCCAUGACGAGGAGAAGAUCAUCUCAAUACUGCAGAAGACGUGGGUCAAGAUGGGCGCGAGAGGGCAGGAGUUGGCCUUGAACAUGGAUCUGAGCGGAAGGGCAAAGGAGCUGGUGGGCAAGGCGUUGGCUGGGUAG